Molecule: messenger RNA, 5020 nt
Organism: Homalodisca vitripennis (glassy-winged sharpshooter)
Lineage: Eukaryota; Metazoa; Arthropoda; Insecta; Hemiptera; Cicadellidae
Gene: Rubicon
Product: run domain Beclin-1-interacting and cysteine-rich domain-containing protein
Exons: 13
Coding region: 1544-4180 (878 amino acids)
Cellular component (GO): intracellular membrane-bounded organelle
Molecular function (GO): phosphatidylinositol phosphate binding
Source: RefSeq, a predicted model, not a curated record
UAUUGUGUGAUAACAAUAUAGAGUAGUAUGUACGUGGUGUGACCCAAAGUUCACAGCAUGCUUCUUAUUAACAACGCAAUUCACUUCUUAUCAGACCAAGUUUUUCAUUGAGGCAUUGCCCUAUAAUGUUUACUUUAUUACAAAUCUAGUUUUAAAACCAAAACGUGCGUUCAAACAAUUCUGAAAACAGGAUGGAAGUUAAUUGUGUACGUACAAAAGGAAGAUUCAGAUAUCUAUGUGAAAACUCCUUCAACUGCUAACAAACAGUUUUCUUGUAAAUUGAUAUUACGUUGAAGAUCUGUGUAGAUGAAUGCAGUGGUCUAGACCCCAUAUCAUAAAAUUAUGUCAUGCUUAAAUUAUUGUCAAAAUAAGAAAUUUUAAGUGUGUGUCCGAAUUUCUGAGCUGAUCUCCAAGAAGUUAUGAGAAAAUAUACUACUUUAAAAAACUUUUAAACUGAUUAUUGUGCUUUGAAGAAAGUGUUGUAAUAUAAAAUAAUUUACUGUCAAUUUUAUUGACAGAGAUAAACUGUCAUUAGUUUCAAAAUGUCCUAGGUCUCAGAGGAUUAAACUACUGUAAAUAAAUUUGAUAUAAUUAAUCUUUAGAUUUUUCCUCAUUCCGUAUUAUUUUAUCAAAAUAUAUGUGCCCUGUAAAUACUCUUAUACUAUUAUAGACCUUAAAUUUAAACAAACAUAAAAUUUACUCGUUACAAUUGUGUAAUAUAAUUGAUACAUUUCUAACCAUAUCGCACUUAUUGCAUGUUAUAGGGGAUAACUAAUUUGCUAUAAGUAAAUAAAUAAGUUUACAAAACUGUAAUUAAAUUUAAGAGACAUGGUUUUAUAAUUAAAUGUGCAUUGUAAAUGAUUAAGCUGCUAAAUGUCCCCUCAUGGUAUGACUUAUAAUAGCUAAUUUAAGUACAUAUGAUAAAUACAUUUGUCAUGAAAAUGAUGCUGCAUCUCCGCAGUUCUCACGAUCAUUACACAUUCUCAGUAAUUGUGCUGCUGUAGUUUUAUGUUUGGAUGACUCACUGAUAUGUAAUCUAAUCUUUAGCCAUGGCUAGGCUUUCAGUCUGUUCCUGUUAGUUUGUUUCUUACACACACACCAUUAUGCCACUUCCAUUGUUCUCACUUCACUUCUGUUACUGUUCAUCAGUCACUGUUUAUAGAUAAAGUGUGGGUGAAAUUGUGAACAGGAAUUUGUAUUAUAGAGACUGUGGAGUAGUAAGUUUUUGUAAAAUUCUGGAAAAUUUAAAUACAGUAUGUACUGUAUUUACUUCCUUAUUUUAAACAUUGGAGUAUUUCUGAAACUAUAAUAAAAUUGUUAAUGAAGUAAUAAGAUUCUACAAAAUUACUGUUCAUGGUGGUGGCUCUUGUAUCAUUUUAAAACUUUAAAAAUAUGCAUUUUAAAACAUAACAUGUGUGUAACAUUUAUACUUUUUAGACGUAUCUGACUGUAAAUAGAAUUGCCUAACAAAUUAAAUUUAACUUGACGUUUAAUGAUUAAGAAGGGAAGUGCAUUUUGAAGGGGUGGGACACUACCUACAGAAAUGGGGGAACCUGACUGCUGGGUUUUCAUCCAGGGACUGAGCUGGCUGCAGCCCUCUCUGGCAGCUUCCCCAACCUUUGUCUCAGAGUCUGGAGGCAGGGACAAGGCUGCCACUUGGAUAUACAAAAGCUUGGAAAGUCACACACUGUCCCAGAAGUUGGCGUGGCUGUUGUCGGACAAGGAACACUUGACCAACUGUUUCGAAUCCACAGCGUUCCUGUGUCAGCCCCAGUACAGCGAAGCUGUGCUCAUAUGUUUGAGGGCCGUUGAAGAAAACCAACUGUCUCUAUUAACAGACAUUGAUCCGAGCCUGUUCCUGUCCAAGUGGAAGGCUCACAGACGCUGCUCGUCAUUUCCGGAUGCGAUGCAAAGGCUGCCCAAGCCACGCAUAAAAUUAACUCCUCCACCAGACACCGAGUUGGCAGCUAUCUCAUCCCCCAUCUAUAAUUCCCCUGGAACCGCUGUUACUGCUGAGUCGACCCUCUCUGCCACCAACACACCCUUACCAUUGCUUCGCACUUGGCGAAGUCUACCUUCUCUACUGGACAACGUUACUACUGCCGACAGCAGCAGGCCCCAGCCACCAAAAAGUGCUCCACUCUCCAGAAGACCUUGUACUCUCCCCUCAUCACCGGCCAUUCAUCCUGUCCAGUCCCAGCCCAACAUGAGAGAGCAGAAGGCCAUUUCACCAGCCAUGCUCAAAAUAGACUACAAACAGUUACAAAAGGACACACAUGUUACGAAAGGCAUCCUGAAGAACAAAAACAACAAAACCGGUGGUGCAAAUGAACUUAUUGUUUUGAAAGAUGUUUCAAAAACAGAACCGAUCAUGAUCAACAGUAAAAGGCAUCAGAGAAAUGAUCUUAAUGUUUCUACCACGAGUAGUAAUGGAAGCUCGGAUGUGUUGGAGAGCAAGAGACUAUCGAGAAGAGUGCACGAGAUAUCGAACAGUAUAUAUGAAGAAACUGACAGUUCUUACCUGGACACUUCCUCGCUGAGGAGUUUUCAGCGGAGAGUGAGACUGAAGUCGAGCGGGGUAAAGUGUGGCAUCAAGAAUGCCAGGAAGAAGAGUUUCAUGGAAUCUGGUGGGAAGAGUGUUCAGCCAAUGUCCACUGGAUUCUUCCCACGGCCGACGCAAGGUCAGAGCUUGGCCAGCUUCCUGUCGUCCGGGCAGUUCGCCGGAGCCACCGCUGAGCUUGACAGAGAGAAUGCUCACUUCGCCAUAUCUGAAGCCAUGAUAGCAGCUAUUGAACAGGUUAAAUUCAACAUGUGGACGAAGGCUACAGAAGAUACAAUAGAAGAGAGUGACGAGGAGAUCAACCGGCUGAAGCAGAGGAUACGAUUGAGGAGGCGACAAAAACAAGAGGAGAAACGACACUCUAUCUUGCAGCUUUCCUUGCUGAGCGAUGGCGUAACAGACACCACAACGACUGAGAGUGUGUCACCUCUGUCCUCUUCCCCAGGAGGCUCUUCUGGAAGCAUCUCUACGGAAGGUGUGGAUGAUCUGGAGAUAGACGAUAACAACUCAUCAAACCUCACCAGGCUGUCUCAGUCAGGCCUGUCACUGUCACUGGCUUCACUGUUCUCGGAGGCAGAACUGAGCCGCCCCCCAGGUGGCAGUGGGGGUGCAGGUGGGGGGACGGACCUGGUAAUGUCGGCGGAGGGAGUGGCACUAGCAUUGCUGCGGCGGUUCAGUGACAAACAGCUGCCUCGGGCCUCCGAAAUCCAGUGGCUUGUGUCAGAACAGGAGGCUUGUGGCCAGAGGUUGCUGCCGCUGCCCAGCAGUUGGCCCGUAAGCCCAGAUGAGGCUGAAGACCAGGAUAUGAGACAGGCUACCUCCCUGCGAGGCACUGUGGAGUGGGCGCCUCCCCGACCACAGAUCAUCUUCACCCCACACCCUGCUCCUGACCGCCGCAAACUGAUGUCCAAGCAGAACUACCGCUGCGCAGGCUGUGGCAUGCAGGUGGCUCAGCAGUAUGCCAACAAGUUCCGCUAUUGCGAAUAUCUCGGCCGCUACUUCUGCACAGGCUGCCAUACCAACCAGCUGGCCAUUAUCCCAGGUCGUGUCAUCCAAAAGUGGGAUUUCACCAGAUGUGCAGUUUCUAUUUUCUGUUACCGGUUACUAGACCAAAUGGCCAGUGAUCCUCUUUUUAACAUCAAUGACCUAAACGCCAAUCUCUAUCACAAGAUAAAGGUCCUGGACAAGACCAGAGUGUACCGCCUUCAGCUCCACUAUCUCAAGGAUUUUCUUACUACUUGCAGAUUUGCUAUCGAGCAAGAAACAGGUUUGCAGGAGUUCUUAAAGACCACCCCACCUUAUUUCCUGGCAGAACCUCACGUGUACUCGUUGCAGGACCUUGUUCAGGUAAAGAUGGGAGAGCUGAGCGAGAAACUCAAGGAUCUGGUCCAGGCUGCCCUAGCCCACGUCAAGGACUGUGUGCUAUGUCAGGGGCGUGGAUUCAUGUGUGAGGAGUGCAAGAAGUCCGAGGUGAUCUUCCCUUGGCAACUGACCAAAGUCCACCGAUGUCCAAACUGCGGAAACUGCUUCCACCUGAGCUGCUAUACACCAAAGACGCAGUGUGGCCGUUGUAGCCGACUGCACACAAGGCGCAAGAACUCCAUAAUGACCGUUGAUUGACUACUUCCCUAUUAAAAAAGUCAUAAUUUCUGAAGUGGUGACAUUGUUUUCACCUCAAGGAAAACACGCUAUUGAGUUAUCCAUCAUCAAGCGAUGCAAGUUUAUAAAUUUAAGGAUAAUCAAAAUUCGUUACGAAUAGUCAUUAUUAUUAAGUCAAGUGAAUUUGUAAUUAGUCUGACUGACCUUCAUAAUUAAAGGUCAUUUAUUUAGUCUCCUUUCACACAGAUUGUUCUAUAGCUUGUCACGAAAUAACUAUACACAUCAAGACACCUAAAGUUCGACUGAUACUCUAGAUUAUAUAGAACUGCACAAGUUAGUGACUAGUUUUGUAGUCAUGCAUAUUUUUUUACAGUUUGUAUUAGGAAAUCUUUGACUUUAUUCAGUCUGUUGUUAGUCUGUGAUGGCGUUAUCAGUAAGUAAAGCUGUAAAGUUAUACUCACCCUGUUAAAUGGGUUGGGCAAUGUGUGAACAUUGAACGGAAGCUGUGAACCCCGUCCUGAAACCGUACAAUCAAAUGGUGCUCCUCGUACUGCCACUUAUACUUGAGCAGGUCAUAUACAGGUCUUUCUUAGUGUUAAGUUUGUAGCCUAUAUUAGGCAAUGUGAUUUCAUAGAUUUUAAAACCAAAAUGUAUUGAAUAGCCCUUAAGUCAAGAAUUAACCAACGUAUAUUGAAGUCAAUUUUCUUCACUUAUUUCUUGUCAGUUUUGUUUGUUUGGUUAUUAGAAGUUAUAAUAUUCUAAUCCUGUGAUCAAAGCAGCUCAUAUUGACUUAUACACACUCGGUGACACUUCAUUGUUACUGUCUAAUCUAAUAUAAUAAUAAAUUUGGAAAAUGCAGGA